Terrapene triunguis (Three-toed box turtle) is the source of this 2444-nucleotide messenger RNA. RefSeq names its product asparagine synthetase domain containing 1 (gene ASNSD1). The record is from RefSeq and is a predicted model, not a curated record. The coding region runs from base 443 to 2332 and encodes 629 amino acids. Gene Ontology annotation, molecular function: asparagine synthase (glutamine-hydrolyzing) activity. The transcript is spliced from 6 exons. Lineage: Eukaryota; Metazoa; Chordata; Testudines; Emydidae.
GUGUAGUGCGACUGCGCAGUUCGUGGGUUCGGGGCGUUUGAAGGAAGUAGUCGUCCCCCACCGCACGUGGCGGGAUUAGGGAAGCGCGAGCCCGCGUGUGUGGGUUUCGCGCCUGUCACCGCUGGCAACGGGACACGUAAGGAGGGAAUGUCGGGCCGGGAGCCGCGGAGAGAGGAGGAGGGGGCGAAGCUGCACCAGAAGGAGGAGCUGAACCGAAAGAUUAAAGAGCAGAAAGUUGUAGUUGAUGAGCUUUCCAACUUGAAGAAGAACCGGAAAGUUUAUAAACAGCAACCAAAUAGCAACAUAUUCUUUCUUGUAGACAGAACAGAAAUGCUAUCUGAAUGCAAAAACACAUUAGAUGACCUGAAGAGGGCACAUCAGGAGAUAGAAAAUUCAGAGAAGACCAAAAUCAGGAAAUAGACCAUUUAAAUUCUACAUAGCAAUGUGUGGCAUUUGUUGUGUUGUCAGCUUGUCUGUUCAGCACACUAUUGGUGGCUUCUUCAAAGAUGAUCUGCUGUGCAACCUUAGAAGAAGAGGACCUAACAGCAGCCAGCAUCUGAUAAAGACUUUGUCUGAUCUCUCCUACCAGUGUUUGUUUUCUGGCCAUAUACUUCACUUGAGGGGAUUGAUGACUCCCCAGCCUCUGACAGACAUUGAUAACAAUGUGUUUCUUUGGAAUGGAGAAGUCUUCAAUGGAAUUCCCAUAGGGACAGCAGAGAAUGACACUCAAGUUAUGUUUCAUCAUCUUUCAUCAUGUAGUAAUGAAUCUGAUAUUUUGUCACUCUUCUCAUCUGUUCAGGGUCCAUGGUCUUUUAUUUAUUAUCAAGCAUCUAGACACUACUUGUGGUUUGGUAGGGAUUAUUUUGGUCGUCGUAGUUUGUUGUGGCAGUUUAAUAAUGAGCUAGACAGGGCUCUCUGUCUGUCGUCUGUAAGUGCUCUUUCUGAAUCUGAUAACCAAUGGCAGGAAGUUCCAGCAUCUGGAAUUUACAAAAUCGAUCUCAAGGCCUGUGCUAUAUCUGAAUAUUUGGUUUUAACAUUAUAUCCCUGGAAAUACCAUUCCAGAGAAAAUGCAAUAGAAGAAAGAUUCCUCAGUGGCUUGGAUCAGAUUUCAAAAGAUUUACCUGCCUAUGUGUCUCUUAUGAUGAGUGAGUCAAAACUUUCUCUAAUAACACCAGUUGUUCCUUUAAAUAGGACAGUUCCUGAAACUUCAGUUGACUCUCAUUGCCCUAAUAUUACUAAUAGUACAGUUACUGUAGAAGAUCUUCAUGGAUUUCUUGCAGAAGAGCACAAGAAGAAAUUGGUCCAUCAGCUUAUUGAUGUUUUAAGUGAAGCAGUAAAGAGACGUGUUUUAUAUCUGUUUAGAGAUACAGAUGAGCUAAAAGGAGAAAUUCUGAGUAUACCUACCAAGAAAGCACAUGUUGCAAUACUGUUUUCUGGUGGCAUUGAUUCUAUGCUUAUUGCAACCCUAGCUGAUCGACAUAUUCCUUCGGAGGAACCAAUUGAUCUUCUUAAUGUAGCCUUCAUGAUUAAAGAACAGACUAAACAAAGCAAGCGGAAAAAACAUGAAUUGCAUUCUUGUCAGGAAUGCUUUAAAAAACUUGAUACUACACUUGUUGAUAACUUGUCUUGCUUCAAUGUGCCUGACAGAAUCACUGGCAGGGCUGGAUUGGAAGAACUAGAGACUAUUAAUCCUUCAAGAACUUGGAAUUUUGUGGAAAUUAAUGUUACACUUGAGGAACUGAAAAGAAUGAGACAACAGCGCAUAAGCCGCUUAGUUUAUCCAUUGGAUACUGUUCUGGAUGACAGCCUUGGUUGUGCAGUUUGGUUUGCUUCCAGGGGAGAAGGUUUUAUUACUACCCAGGGAGAUGUAAAACCAUAUAAAAGUUCUGCAAAGGUUGUGCUUACAGGAAUUGGAGCAGAUGAGCAGCUUGCAGGCUAUUCCCGACAUCGUGUUUGCUUCAAAAAAUAUGGUUUAGAUGGCUUGAAUAAUGAACUAGGAAUGGAACUGGCUCGCAUUUCUUCUAGAAAUCUUGGCCGGGAUGACAGGAUUAUUGGAGAUCAUGGAAAAGAAGCAAGAUUUCCUUUCCUUGAUGAAGAUGUUGUUUCGUUUCUUAACUCUCUGCCUGUUUCGGAAAAAGCAGACUUGACUCUACCUCGAGGAAUUGGUGAGAAAUUACUUUUGCGCCUGGCAGCUAAGGAGCUUGGCCUCAAGGCCUCUACUAUUCUUCCAAAGAGGGCCAUGCAGUUUGGAACACGGAUUGCAAAAAUGGAAAACAGCAGUGAAAAGGCAUCUGAUAAAUGCAGCAGACUUCAGCCAGUUUCAGUAGACUAAUUUAUGAGGCUGCAAUUGAAGGUUUGUUCACUGCACAUCUUAUGAGAAAUUUAUGGUUUAAAAUUUUGUAUUUUAUUAUGUGUGGAUAUUCAAUAAAAUCCUCAAAAUUUUA